Pogoniulus pusillus (Red-fronted tinkerbird) is the source of this 6376-nucleotide messenger RNA. RefSeq names its product filamin A interacting protein 1 like (gene FILIP1L). Bases 485 to 4138 code for a protein of 1217 amino acids. The record is from RefSeq and is a predicted model, not a curated record. Lineage: Eukaryota; Metazoa; Chordata; Aves; Piciformes; Lybiidae. The transcript has 9 exons.
CAGAUUCUCAGCCCACACAACACAUGAGGAGAGGAAAGUCAUUCUGAGCUACUACUGCAGCAAGGUUAUUGCAAUUCACUAAUAACAAGUGGAUCAGCAGCUCAGACCAGGACUCCUCAGAUCCCUCAUUCUUCUAGGGUUUUUUUUUCUUUAUACAAGUGGAUUUUGCCUUUUCAAGUGAAUAACAGGAGGACACUGCCUGGUAUACAGCAGCAAACAGCCUCUUGAGCUAAGGAUGCUUGUGUCAAGGGCAGCAAUGUCACUUCCUACUACGUGAGAAAGGCCAUGAUGACUUUGCAGGACUGUCACCUGCUCCGUUCCCAAAAUGAGGGCAUCUGCCAGAACAUUCAGGUUUCCAGCCUAUGACGUUCCAGCAGAUUUAUACUACAAGAGAGACAAUUCUGGACACAACUAAGAGGAAAUUUAGGGAAAAUAUCCCUAACUACCAGCAGAAGAGCUCUGAACUGCUUCAGAGAGAGAAACCAUGCGUUCCAGAAGUAACAGCACAGAAAGCCCAACCAGACCAAAACUGAGCCAGCAAAGACCAAAAGACCACCGUAAAGAAGAAGUUGGUUAUAGUGGGAAAGGAAAUGUGCAAAGAAGGCCAAAAGAGAAAGAGGAUUCAGCCCAAGCUAGUACCAUCCUAAGAAGUCCUAAAGCAGAGAAAAAACAAACAAGUUCUUUCAAGAAAAGAGAGGACCUCUCUCGUGAUGACUUGCUGUUUCUUCUUAGUGUCCUCGAGGGUGAAUUACAGGCUCAAGAUGAAGUUAUAGGUGUACUUAAGGCUGAAAAAAUUGACUUGUCUUUGCUUGAGGCACAAUAUGGCUUUGUCACUCCCAAGAAGGUGUUAGAGGCCCUCCAGCGAGAUGCUAUUCAAACAAAGACUGAGCAAUGGCAAGAAGAUAUCUACGAAAAGCCCAUGGGAGAGCUUGAUAAAGUUGUGGAGAAACAGAAAGAAACUCACAGACGAAUGUUGGAACAACUUCUAAUGGUAGAAAAAUCACACAGACAGACACUGAACGAACUAGAGGAAGAGAAGAGGAAGCACAGCAAAUACAUGGAAAAGAGUGAUGAGUUUACAAACCUACUGGAGCAAGAACUUGAAAGAUUGAAAAAGCUUCUGGAACAAGAAACAGCGUAUCAGGCAAAAAAAGAGAAGGAAAGCAACAAGAAAAUAUCUAACCUGAAAGAAGAACUGACGAAACUGAAAUCAUUUGCUUUAAUGGUGGUGGAUGAACAGCAAAGACUCACUGAGCAAUUGAAUCAACAAAGUGAAAAAAUUCAAGAACUAAUUGCCUCUGCAGAAGAAGCGCAUAAGAAGCUGGCUUUUGCUGAAGCAAAAGUUCAAGAAGAGGGACAGAGAGCUUGCAGGUUGGAGGCUGAACUUCAAGCUCAAAGUGCUAAGAUUUCCCAAGACCAGGAAGCAAUGAUGGCCAAGCUAACUAAUGAAGACAGUCAGAACCGUCAGCUUCGGUUAAAAUUGACUGCUCUCAGCCGACAAAUCGAUGAGCUGGAAGAGACCAACAAGUCUUUACGAAAAGCAGAGGAAGAACUGCAAGACCUAAGGGAUAAGAUAAAUAAAGGAGAAUGUGGGAACUCUGCACUUAUGACUGAAGUAGAAGAACUACGAAAACGACUGCUGGAGAUGGAAGGAAAAGAUGAGGAGCUCAUAAAAAUGGAGGAUCAGUGCCGAGAGCUUAAUAGAAAGCUUGAAAAAGAAGUGUCACAGAGCAAGAACCUUAAAGGGGAAGUUGACAAACUCAACAAAAGAAUUAUGGAGCUGGAAAAAUUAGAAGAUUCUUUCAACAAGAGUAAACAGGAAAGUUACUCUCUAAAAUGCAACCUAGAAAGAGAAAAAAUGUUAACAAAGCAGCUGUCCCACGAGCUGGAGGGCUUAAAAGCUAGAGUUGGCGAGCUUGAAGCAAUUGAAAGCAAGCUAGAAAAAACUGAGCUUACACUUAAAGAAGAUUUAACAAAAUUGAAGAGUCUAACAGUGAUGCUUGUGGAUGAAAGAAAAACUAUGGGAGAAAAAAUAAAGCAAACAGAAGAAAAGCUGCAAGCUGCAACUUCUCAGCUUCAGGUGGAGCAAAAUAAAGUGAUGUCCAUUACAGAAAAGCUAAUGGAGGAAAGUAAGAAAGCACUGAAAUCAAAGUCUGAUGCAGAGGAAAAGGUAUCCAGCGUUACAAAAGAAAGAGAUGAACUGAAAAACAAACUCAAAGCAGAAGAGGAGAAAGGAAGUGAUCUUGUUUCCAAAGUGAGCAUUCUAAGAAAAAGACUACAGUCACUGGAAGCUGUUGAAAAAGAGUUUCUUAAAAAUAAGCUUAAAGACAGCACUAAAUCCAGCACCACCUUGCAGCAGGAAAACAACAAAAUCAAAGAGCUGUCUCAAGAAGUUGAAAGACUUAAGCAGAAGCUGAAAGAAAUGAAGGCCAUAGAAGAUGAUCUUAUGAAAACCGAAGAUGAAUUUGAGUCUCUGGAACGAAGAUAUAUCAGUGAACGGGACAGAGCCAAGCUCCUGUCAGAGGAGCUGGAGGCUGUGAAAAUGGAAGUGGCUAGGUAUAAGUUAACAGAAAAGGCAGAGUCCAAUCAAGAGCAGCGUCUCUUUAUGAAACUCAAAGAAGAGGAAGCUAAAUCAAGUCAUCUUUCCAGAGAAGUAGAUGCACUGAAAGAGAAAAUUCAUGAAUACAUGGCAACAGAAGACCUAAUGUGUCACCUCCGAGGUGAUCACACAGUCUUACAGAAGAAACUCCUCCAACAGGAAAACAAGAACAGGGAGUUAGCGAGAGAAAUGGAAACUCUCACAAAAGAAUUGGACAGGUACAGACGCUUCAGUAAGAAUGUCAGGCCUGGUCUCAAUGGAAGGAGAAUUUCUGACUUGCAAGCUUUUUCUAAAGAAGUCCAGACAGAUCCAGCAGACAAUGAACCACCCGAUUACAAAACCCUCAUGCCUUUAGAGAGAACAGUCGUAAAUGGGCAGCUGUAUGAAGACGGUGAUAAUGAGGACAAUGACAACACUGAGGUGGAACAAACAGUGUCUUUCAAAAGCAACUCAUCCAGUGCAAAUGCUGUGAACAAAAAAUUAUGGAUCCCUUGGAUGAAGUCCAAAGAGAGUCAACAUCAAAAUGGAAAGACUCACACAAGGCAAAAUGGAAACUGUGCACAGACUGGAGACUUUGUGCUAAGCCAUACACCUGGCCAGCCUCUUCACAUAAAAGUAACUCCAGACCAUGGACAGAACACAGCAACACUUGAAAUAACCAGUCCUACCACUGAGAGUCCGCACUCCUACACAAGCACAGCAGUCAUACCCAAUUGUGGCACUCCAAAGCAGAGAAUAACCAUUAUUCAAAAUGCCUCCUUGACACCUGCCAAAUCGAAAGCAGCAGAGGGUUAUACCAGCCCGGAGCAUGUAAUUUCUCCUAUUACUAUGGCUACUUUUUCAAGAUGUCAGACUCCUGAAUCAUGUGGUUCUUUAACUCCUGAAAGAACAAUGUCCCCUUUAGCUUCAUCAGGCUCAAGCUCUCAGGAACAAAUGCUCUCCCCAGAGCCUCUAGAGAUGGGAGCCAAGCACACUGUUUUUAGAGUAUCCCCAGACAGGCAGUCGUCGUGGCAGUUUCAGAGAUCUAACAGUACAGGAUCAAGUGUCAUAACUACUGAGGAUAACAAAAUCCACAUCCAUUUAGGAAGUCCUUAUGUCCAAGCUCUCACCAAUUCCAAGCCCACCAGCCCUUGUAACACAGUGCAAGACAACAGAACUCCGGCACUAGCUAAUGGCCUACCCAGUAAGCCUGCCAAUAAAAUCACCAGCAGUAUUACUAUCACACCAACAGCCAGUCCUCUCCCACGGCAAUCACAAAUUACAAUUACUGAUGCCUUACGUCGUUCAGUUCCAACUCGGAUCCCCAAACCAAAGCCUACCUGUGCAACCAAAGUACCUGUCAAAAUUCCUGCUGGACAUCUCAACAAACCACUACAAGACAGUAGUUCUGGGAAGCUACACAUUAUAAGGACUGUGUCUAAAACUUGCCUUCAAAGUGGAGGGAAAAGAGUGCAUUCCAACAGUCUAAAUGGCUCAACUGAUAAAUUGUGGAAGAACUCCUUUCACAUAGGUCUUUCUUUAAGAACUGCCAAAUCCUAAUUCUCAAAUAAAGCAGAAGCUGGUGGUGAUCACAGUGCCAUAGCCAGAAUCAGGAUCCCUUUGAUGAAGCAGAGAGAGAUGUUGAUGCAUUCAGUUACUCAAUUUUUGUAUUUUUAUUUCACAGCUAAAAGUUUUAACUUAACCACUGAGACAGUACUGCACAUUAGCAUUGCUGACUGUUUUUGCAAACCCACAACACAAACCUAUGCCUUCAACAGCUCCACAAGAAAUUCUGCAGUACUUCAAAAAAGAAGUUCAAAAAGAUGAGUCUACUUAAAACUCAUGUCAGCUUGUGUCCUACAAGACACACCUGUGUCAAAGUGCAGAUAAUAAAGAAUCACUCUCCCACAUUAAAAUCAAAACGCUUCCAAUUUUGACCACUAAAUCUGCAAAUGACUAUAAAGUUCCAUGGCUCCACGUCAUGUACGCUGAAAUUCAAGUAAAUUUCACAGAUGUACACCACCACAAAUGUGCAACUUGCAGAAUGAGUGUGUGCAAACACAAAGAAAGUCAACAGUGAAAAAAAGCAGCUGUCAACUUGGCAUACUUAUCAGAGAUACCUUCAGCACAUGAACAAGUUUCUUCAGACAGUAAAAAAAAAAAAGAUACAAGCCUCUCUGUACACAGGCCCACCAGCUCCAAACAAGCAACAAAACUCCCACUGAAUGUGCUGCAAAGAAGAGUUUGCUUCUGGGUAGUUGCAAACUAUGUAUUAUAAACUGAUGCUAUUUGGCAGCCCUUAUUGUCAGUCUACAGAAAGAAAAGAAAACCUACAGCAGAAGAAAUCAAUUCCUGCAAUAGCAUUUGUUGCUUCACAAGUACUGUCAAACAUCCUCCACAGUACUAUGUUGUACCACUGAGACAGAAGAGUCAGUUUCCUCUGUCUUGGGAUGACACAAUUCCUUUCUACCUAUGAGGGACACAGCUCACACAGGCUAUUACUUACAGAUUUAAACAAACUGACCAACAGGGAUACUACGCUUAUGGGAUUAAGGGAGACAAAGGAAGCAUGAAGAAUGAAAGACAAGGAGUGGUAACAUAAAAGGAGGAAAUUGGAAGAAUUUAUGAAAAAGAGAAGUCCAUUCCCCUCCUUCAACAUACUUGGGAGAUGUGGCAUGCUGGCUACAGGCAAGAUAUGGACAUUCAGCGCUGCGAGAAGUGUUCUUUCUGUUCAUAGAGAGGAGGAAAAGGUUGGUGACUUACACCAGCACUAAGAUAUCUCCUUACUAUUCCUAAUCCUCUCCCUUACAGUUCUGAAAGCAAUAUAAAAUUCACAUUCAUGACUGGACGUAGUUGUGACAUGAACUGGGAAAAAAGGGAGGGAAGGAAGUCCUGUAGUUAAAUUACUAGGGACACGCGUAACACUAACAACACUGACAAAUUGGCAAUAAUGCCUAAGCAUUCGCUCAAAGAAAACUCCUCACAAAGUUAAAGGUUUGCUGAAGAAGUUAUGGGGCAAGAUUCUUUAGUUUGUGUCAGGGGACAAGGUAAAUAGAUGGUUAAUCCCUUCAAGACUUUUUAUAAUUAGGUUUGGGGUUUGUUGGGGGUUUUGUACAUCUAUAAACCACCUGCAGCAGGGUAAACAUGUCUCAAAGUGAGAGCAACUACUUUUAAUCUUUAACAUAGAUCCAAAAAUAAUUAUUUCCAAUGAUGUGGCAAAAAGCAUAUUCAGAAUUACUUAUAUAUCUAUAUACCAAGGGAUCUAUUUUGUGUUUUCAUACCCUUUCAGUGACUCUGAACAUCAUUCAUACACCUCAUCUUAAAAGUAGCCUUUUCCAACUACAGGUUGGUAAAAUCUAAGACCUUUUUUCAUGCCUGAAUUAUUAGGAAGAAUAUUCCAUUGGUCAGGACUUCACCUAGAGCUAGUCUUCAUGGACAGAGCAAAAGAUCAGUAUUUUAAAAACACAUUUUGAAUUAUUCUGCUUUGCACAUAGAGUUUCUAUCAGAAAUGCUUUUCUUUUUUUCAGUAGUCAGCAAAUGAAGCGUGAGAGUAAAUUUUUUUUAAACCAAAACUUGAUGUUUCACAGAACUAAAACUGUCAAAGGUGCUCACAUAUGGGCAAUUAUUUUCUUGUAUUGCUGCUUACGUUGCACUUUGUAAAUCCUGAUUUCCUAUUUUGUGCCAAGUGUUUUUAAAGUAUUUUACAGUAACGAUGAGAUGUGGUACUCAUUAUCCCUCGAUUUUACAUCUGCUGUACAUGAAAAAUAGCUACACCAAAUAAAGGUAAUAGAUGCUCUU